CCACCAUGGUCGAACGAUAGAAGUCGGCAACGUGGCUGUCGUUCCACAGAAUGGGAUGAUGAUCGGGCCGAUGUUCCAACACUACCAUUACCACUUCCAUGUAUCAUGGAAAUAGACAAAGUCUGCAUCUCAAAGUUCAGAGUUCUGGAACGAAUAGUCCUGGAUCCUCUGUGUUUGACUUGCCAGUGACGGCCUCGCAGGAGAGAUAUCAGACUUCCACGCCAGCAUCAGCAAGUAAUACGCCAGCGGCAUCAACACAAGACGCUUUGUCGACGACCUCCUUUGUCGUAAUCUCGGGCGGCACUGGCGGUAAUUCAAUAUGCUCUGCCUUUGGAAAUGCGUGCUACAUCCUUCCUGUCUCUGACAACGGCGGUUCGUCCAGUGAGAUAAUACGCGUCCUCGGAGGGCCUUCGAUAGGCGAUAUAAGGUCUCGAUUGAUUCGCCUUAUCCCUUCCGCUCCCACUUCAUCUCCAUUGGACGCCAUCCGCAACCUUCUCGCUUACCGUCUACCUGCGCAUUAUACGGAACGGCAAGCACGUGAAGAGUGGAGAGAGAUUGUCGAAGGCCGAAGCCUUUUAUGGCAGGGUAUUCCGAACGAUAGAAAGGAAACCAUACGCGGCUUUCUCGUUUACUUUGAAAGUGAGCUCCUCAAACGAGCGCACAAGAAUUUUAACUUUGUUAACGGAAGCAUCGGUAAUUACUUUUUAGCUGCCGCACAAGGAUUUUUCAGAUCGCUUCCCUCUGCAAUAUUCCUCUUUUCUUCCAUCACAAACAGCCAGGCCAAUAUAUUGCCGGUGGUUGUGACAAACCAUACAGUUACUAUCGCCGCAGAGUUAGACAAUGGAGAAAGGCUCGUCGGACAAUGCGAGAUAUCGCAUCCAGUAGCCUCUGUAGCUCCGUCGAUCAAUUUUACUGAAGCUGAUUCAUGGUCACCAGAAGACGGUCUUGAGACCCAACGUCAGAACGUCAUGUUUGAGCCACAAGGAAAGGAUUCUUAUAAACCUUUGGCCUCAAGGAUAUCCAAGCUAUUUUAUAUUAAUGCAUACGGCAUGGAAAUUCAUCCUUCGCCUAACCCGGACUAUAUAUCAAGUCUAUCUUCGCACAAUGUUCUAGUUUUCUCCUGCGGUUCUCUUUGGACGAGUAUCAUCCCAUGCCUAUCUCUACGCGGAGUCGCAACGGCCAUCGCACAAUCACGUACGCUGAAGGCUAAGAUUCUCCUGCUAAACACCAAGAACGAUAGAGAAACGGAUGGGUACAGUGCGGAAGACUACAUCCUCGCUAUAUCACGUACUCUGAAUGCACCAUACCAACAUCGGUCUUAUGGUCUGGGUAGCGCCAGCACGAUCUACCCGGUUUCUGCUUUCAUCACUGAUCUUGUUUACCUUGAAGGAACAGACAUCCAUGUAAACAUUGAUCGAAUAACGGCAUUGGGCGUCAGGUGCAGCCGAGUUCGUUCAGAAGCUGGGGUUACCGAUCCGAAGUACGACGCAGCUUGCGUCAGGAAGGCAAUCGAUGUUAUUCUCGCGAGGUCCGAAUGACCGCUGGGUUGCGUCUGGCGAUUCUGUGGCGAUUCAGCGAUCUCUUCCUCUAUUCUCAAUUCUCAGAGACGGUGGAAAAGGGCCUAUCGAUUUGACCGUGGACCGGGAGGCUGGGAUACUACCCUUGUACGGAAAGUGUACGGUUAAUGUUUACUCGAUGCGUGGUUCUUCAUCAUUGGGGAAUGAGUAUCCGGGGUCGUUUCCACAUCUUAGGCCCAUUUAACAUAUUACGCCCAGUGACUGGCGAAAGAUAUUCAGGUGAUGCAGAGGGACAGUCUCGCUUCUAAUCCCGUAUACUUGAUGGACUGUACGGAGGUAGACUAACCACAAGUUGUACUUA
Guyanagaster necrorhizus is the source of this 1878-nucleotide messenger RNA. Its product is annotated as UPF0052-domain-containing protein. Lineage: Eukaryota; Fungi; Basidiomycota; Agaricomycetes; Agaricales; Physalacriaceae. Gene Ontology annotation, molecular function: LPPG:FO 2-phospho-L-lactate transferase activity. The record is from RefSeq and is a predicted model, not a curated record. The transcript has 11 exons. The coding region runs from base 99 to 1538 and encodes 479 amino acids.